This is a messenger RNA of Ixodes scapularis (black-legged tick), 2885 nucleotides long. Its product is annotated as leucine-rich repeat-containing protein 20-like. Lineage: Eukaryota; Metazoa; Arthropoda; Arachnida; Ixodida; Ixodidae. Gene Ontology annotation, cellular component: extracellular matrix. The transcript is spliced from 4 exons. The coding region runs from base 226 to 816 and encodes 196 amino acids. The record is from RefSeq and is a predicted model, not a curated record. Gene Ontology annotation, molecular function: protein binding.
AGACGCUUCGAAAAACCCACAACCUGCUUUUCGAGCGGAGUUUGAAGAACGAGACCGAGGCCUGCUGAGCCCCCCUACACGGGACAACACACCGGUCAGCUCGACGUUUCCUUCUGUCUCCCGAUCGCACGAAAAGCACUCACCGGGGAGUGUUGGGCGGUUCCCAGUUGGGGUUCGUGUUUAUUGAACUCGUGUGGUCGUCGGUGAAGCACUCCAGGGCGUAGGAUGCCUCCGUCUCAAGUGGACAUCGCCGGAACCGCCGGCAAGGCCGUCAUCAAGGUGGUCCAUCGGUGCACGGAUGCAACGGAGAACCAGAAUCUCGAUCUCUCCGACUGCCAGCUGAUGUCUUUUCCCGACGCCAUCUUCCACCUGAUGAGGAACACCGUCGUCCUGGCUUGUGAUCUCUCCAGCAACGUUCUACGCAAGAUUCCACCCAAGCUUCCAUUGAAGUUCACCCACAUCACAGAACUGAACCUGGCCCACAACCGGCUCAGCACGCUACCGGAGGAACUCAAGGACAUCCCCGAGCUUCGCAAACUGGACAUUUCUUACAACGACUACAUGUCCAUGCCGUGGGUCAUCUUCCGGUUGCCGAAGCUCACCUACCUGGACGCUCGCAAAAACUACAUCUCUGACGUAGAGACGCCUCGGCUGCGAAACGUGAGCACGCUGCGGGAAGUGCAUCUGGAAGAAAAUCCGCUCUCGGAAGACGCUUGUCGCGCCCUCGAGAACCUUUCGUCGACCCAAAUGGUCGUCCACGUCAGUCCACCCAACUCUUCUGAUUCUGACGACGAGUCGUCUGACGAGGACAAGUGAACCCACGCACGCCUCUUCUCCUGGCCAUUUCAUGCUGUUUGUGCUCCAGAGUGGAGCUGCAGCUUGGGUUGGUUGUGGGACCGAAUCACACGUGAACGCUUCGUGAUUCUCCAGUUGUGAAAAUGUUUGAGACCUGACAUUUGAUUGGCCGUGGGGACAGAGAUGGAAUGAUCUUUUGCUCUAUUGGUCUGCCACUGGCUGCAAGGUCGCGGCUCACCCAGCAUUUCGCGCGACUGAUCAAUUGUGAUCGUGUCUGGUCAAAGGAGAGUAUGUCGGGGAGGUGUUCAUGUUUGUAUACAUUUUUCUGAAUGCGUGAAAUGAAUUUUAGAGCUUGCAUUGUGACAAAAAGGCGGAAAUCAGACAGCUCAUAAAUCGAUACUUUGAGAACUUAAUAUGAGUACGAAAGAGUAUACACUGAAGUACAAAUGAGGAAAAACAAGCGUCCCUAACCUUCUAGUUUUGAAAACUCAAGAAACCACGAGGUAUUUACCAAACUAUGUUCUCAAUGACUUACGAAAGUCACAGAUAAAAUAAUUUAGUUUCAUUUGGGGGUAAUUUCAGUUUAAAUUGCGGAUUCUACUUUUUUGCACAAAAAGCAUGUCCACAUCCUACGUAUACCUAGCGCAAACCGAAGGGGAAAUACAACGGGCAUUGUUAUAUCAACAACUCUCGCGAUACUAGACAGAGCUGUCUUAAAAGAAGUUCUAUCACAACUGUAAGCUAAAAACUUGAACGCCCGCGUUCACUGAUAUACAUGCAAGCGAUUGAGUGUGUAUAGUAAAAUGAUGCGCAAAAAGAUGCGCCACCUUGUACAUAUGUAUUAUACAAGCGAAUUAAGUUAUCGCUGUACAUAGAUAUAUUUAUUUUGCAUACAGCACCACAUGAAUUUGUGCGCGCUUGGAACUGUUGUUUCUUUGUUGUUGCUUAUUUGAAUAUGUGCUCUCGUUUGCUGAAUUUUACUUCUUUCCCAUUGUUGUCUAGUAGCCUUCACAGCGCGGGCAAUGCUCCAAAAUUAAAUCGACAAAGACGGUCCACCACAGGACGUCGUCUUUACUGCUCUACAGGUUCAUGCAUUUAUCGGAAAUUCCCUGAGAACACAAUAUGAAAAAAAUCUGAUUCAUAUCGUUCUGUUUGACAGCUGAGACCAUCCUUAAAGUGUAUUAUAACUUUGGUCAACCAUCCAAAAAACCUCCGUGAGUCGUCUUUCUUUUUUUUUUUUGGCGACGCAUUUGCAGGAAGCAAUGCUAGAUUGACAGAGUUGAACCAGCAUCGAGUUUAUAUCAAGUGCCAACCAACCUCCCCUAGUAUAAGCAGCCACAUUCUUAGCGCUAUGCAGUUAACAGUCUGGAGGCAUCACUGGUAGAAACAAGACUUUGAGGCUUGGUGUUGCUGCAGACAAUACCUCCAAUGCUCUAAUACUUCAAGUUUGCCUAAGACAACUCCGUGUCUUGGGCAAGCUCUGGGGAAGGUGGGUAUUUUAUAUUUAUUAUAAUUGAGUAAAUAUUUUAGAAGACCUCCAGUGUAAGUUGUGAUGCAUAUCUCGUCAGAGGGGAAGACGACUCAUAUUUGGACAAGCUGUCAUUCUGGAAAAAAACAUAUCACAGUGAAUAGCUUGAAUCACCAAAUCUUCGCUGCUAAUUUUAAACGACAAUGAUGUCGAUUUUGGUUAUUUUUCGGUAUCUACUAUCGCGCGGCGAUUAGUGGAGUUGAGUCAACGCUCGCAUUUUUUGUAUUCUUUUUUUACCUAGUCGGACCGAGCGCCACAGCUCGAUAACAGCAGGUUGCAGAAGGCACAAGUGUUUGUACAUGAGUCAGUUUUUUUUCCUUUGUAUCCUGCGCGUAUUCCAAACUUGUUCAAUGGCGACUUGAUCUCGUGCGUACGCGCACUUGGUGGUGGCCUCCUGAGCUUGACUCCAGCACUGAGCGAUAUCAGCUGGACAGUGUAAACCGCUUUUUGUGAUCCCUGUUCAUAAAACACGCUGACGCGUGAGUCGUUUGUUUGAGAGAAAAAAAAAAAAAAAAAAAGAGCAGCAAGCUCGGUAGUUUAAUAAAAUCAACGAAGUUGAGUA